AUGUUCGCUUGUGCACAACGUAUUUUCAGUUCUUUACAGCAUAUUGAUUUAAUGAUUGGAAUUGACGGAUUACCUUUAUUUCACAGUAAUAGUAGCGAGCUUUGGGCAAUUUUAGGAUCUGUACUAAAUAUUCCAUCCUUGUCAAUAACUGUUUUUCCUAUUGCCAUUUAUUUUGGAUUAAAGAAACCCAGUAGUUGUUUUGAAUUUCUAAAUGGUUUUGUAGAAGAAAUUGUCGGCUUAAUCAGGAAUGGUUUAAUUUGUAAUGGCAAAAAUAUAGCUGUCAGGGUCAAGGGAAUUUGUUGUGAUGCCCCUGCCAAAGCUUUUAUUUUAGACAUUAAAGGUCACAACGGAUAUUUCUCGUGCACCAGAUGUAAACAGGAAGGGUCUUUCUUUAAUAAUAGGAUGACUUUUCCUAUAUCUGACAGACUGCCUCGAACCCAUGAGGGAUUUAUCAACAAAGAAGACACAGAAUUCAAUACUGGUGACACCCCAUUGACCACUAUCCCUAGUCUGCGUAUGGUAUCAUCUUUCCCAGUUGACUAUACGCACUUGGUGUGUUUAGGGAUAAUGAGAACAAUGAUUUAUGUUUGGAUGUUUGGACCUGCCCCUUUAAAACUACCUAGUAGGAUUAUUGAUGGCGGCGCGCGUUGA
This is a messenger RNA of Schistocerca americana (American grasshopper), 651 nucleotides long. RefSeq lists its product as uncharacterized. The transcript has a single exon. NCBI's taxonomy places the organism in Eukaryota, Metazoa, Arthropoda, Insecta, Orthoptera, Acrididae. Bases 1 to 651 code for a protein of 216 amino acids. The record is from RefSeq and is a predicted model, not a curated record.